This is a messenger RNA of Cyclocybe aegerita, 255 nucleotides long. The record is from the annotation of a GenBank genome assembly. Lineage: Eukaryota; Fungi; Basidiomycota; Agaricomycetes; Agaricales; Hemipholiotaceae.
AUGGACCAAGACUGGACUCGUGCCAACAUCUCAUCCCAGGCCUCCGCCAUUGGGUCACACAACUACACCACCACUUCGACUGCAGACUCCAACAACGACAGCAGCGUUCGCGUGUCCGGAGACCAGACGAUCGUCACGAAGACUUUUACAACAGGAGCAAUUACCACUGGAACUGGCGGGAACGGCGGCUCAGCAGCUGGAACAAGCAGCAUCGGUGGCGCGGGAGGCGCUGGUGGGGGUGUGAGCUUUUCGUAA